AAGGACAGACAUCUGAAACAAUCAGAAGAACAACAUGGGAGAAACUGAACAAAGGGUUGGAACCCCUGUGGUCAGAUGCUUUUCCAAGAUCAAGAUGUUUUUGUUGGCAUUAACAUGGGCAUAUUUAUCCAAAUCACUAUCUGGAAGUUAUAUGAAUUCCAUGCUCACACAAAUAGAGAGACAAUUCAAUAUCCCCACAUCUAUAGUUGGAUUAAUCAAUGGGAGCUUUGAGAUGGGAAACCUUUUGUUGAUUAUAUUCGUGAGUUAUUUCGGAACAAAACUGCACAGACCUAUCAUGAUUGGUGUUGGAUGUGCAGUUAUGGGCCUAGGGUGUUUCAUAAUAUCACUACCUCAUUUCCUCAUGGGCCGAUAUGAAUAUGAAACAACGAUUACACCUGCAAACAACUUAUCUUCAGACAGCUUCCUGUGUAUGAAAAACAGAACCCAGACGUUAAAGCCAACGCAAGACCCAGCAGAGUGUGUGAAAGAAAUGAAAUCAUUAAUGUGGAUAUAUGUAAUGGUAGGAAAUGUCAUUCGUGGAAUUGGUGAAACUCCUAUCAUGCCCUUGGGUAUUUCCUACAUAGAAGAUUUUGCCAAAUCUGAAAAUUCCCCUUUAUACAUUGGGAUUUUAGAAACAGGAAAAAUCAUUGGCCCUUUGAUUGGACUUUUGUUGGGAUCCUUCUGUGCAAGGAUUUAUGUAGACACGGGGUCUGUGAAUACAGAUGACCUGACCAUCACUCCCACUGAUACACGCUGGGUUGGGGCUUGGUGGAUCGGCUUUUUGAUCUGUGCAGGAGUGAAUAUCCUGACCAGCAUCCCGUUUUUCUUUUUUCCAAAAACACUCCCAAAGAAAGGACUAGAGGAUAAUGGGGAUGUGACCAAAAAUGACAAAGAAGAGAAAGAAAGAGAAAAGGCCAAGGAGGAAACCCAUGGAAUCACAAAAGAUUUCUUACCAUUCAUGAAGAGCCUGUCCUGCAAUACGAUUUACAUGCUUUUCAUCUUCAUAAGUGUUCUUCAGUUCAAUGCAUUUGUUGAUUCCUUUACCUUCUUGCCUAAAUACCUGGAACAGCAAUUUGGAAAAUCGACUGCAGAAGUAGUCUUUCUCAUAGGUCUUUAUUACUUACCUCCAAUAUGCCUUGGAUAUUUAAUUAGUGGCUUUAUUAUGAAGAAGUUCAAGAUUUCUGUCAAGAAAGCUGCAUCCAUAUCAUUUUGCCUCUCCCUGGUCGAGUACCUUCUAUCUUUUUUUCACUUUAUGAUGGCCUGUGAUAAUUUCUCAGUUGCCGGCUUAACUAUUUCUUAUGAAGGAGUUCCGCAGCCUCUUGAUGUGGAGAAUGACGUCCUCGCUGACUGCAACACAAGGUGUAGCUGCUUAACGAAAACAUGGGAUCCGGUGUGUGGAGACAAUGGCCUAGCAUACAUGUCUGCCUGCCUUGCAGGCUGUGAGAAGUCUGUCGGAACAGGAAUCAACAUGGUGUUUCACAACUGCAGCUGCAUUCGCUCGUCUGGAAACUCAUCUGCAGUCCUCGGGCUGUGUAAGAAGGGCCGUGACUGUGCAAACAGGCUGCAGUACUAUUUAAUAAUUUCAGGAAUUGCCUGUUUCAUCUACUCACUUGCAGCCAUACCUGGGUACAUGGUUCUUCUGAGGUGUAUCAAGUCUGAAGAGAAGUCACUUGGAAUUGGAUUACAUGCAUUUUGCACAAGAGUAUUUGCUGGCAUCCCAGCACCUAUUUACUUUGGCGCUUUGAUAGACAGAACAUGUUUACAUUGGGGAACUCUGAAAUGUGGUGAGCCAGGGGCAUGCAGGAUGUAUGAUACAAAUAACUUCAGGCGCAUUUACCUUGGGGUGCCUGCAGCACUAAGAGGAUCAAGCUAUCUUCCUGCAUUCUUCAUUCUAAUGCUUUUGAGGAAGCUCCAACUCCCUGGGGGAAUUGACUCUUCAGAAACUGAACCUGCAGAGACAAAGUUCACAGAGAAGGAGAGCAAAUGCAUGGAUGUAAAACAAAGUCCUAAGGUUGAGAAUGAUGGCGAACUGAAAACUAAGCUAUAGUGAGUGUUCUAAUGGUCUAUAUAAGCCCAUGAACAGAAUGCACAUUAUACAUGUUUUGAAUCAUGACAGGUACUAUAGAAAAUCUUAUCUUUAAGGACCUCAAAAAUUAUUUUUUACUCAUGAUAAAAAUAUUUUCUACAGGGCAGAGCCUUUCAGAGGCCCUCUGUGGCAGGCUCCUAACUUGUUCCCUGUUUUCUCCUUCUUCUGAUGUCCAUCCUCUUUGCCUUUCUGGAUGGGGAUUGAGCAUUUUCGCCAGAGUCCUCCCUCUUGAUUAGUUUCUUUAGGUGUACAGAUUUUAGUAGGUUUAGCCUAUAUUAUGUGUCUAUAUGAGUGAGUAUAUACCAUGUGUGUCUUUCUGAUUCUGGGAUAGCUCGCUCAGGAUGAUCUUCUCUAGUUCACACCAUUUUCCUGCAAAUUUCAUGAUUUCCUUGUUUUUUUUAUUGCUGAGUAGUAUUCCAUUGUGUAGAUAUACCACAAUUUCUGUAUCCAUUCCUCAGUUGAGGGGCAUCUGGGUUGUUUCCAA
Molecule: messenger RNA, 2570 nt
Organism: Meriones unguiculatus (Mongolian gerbil)
Lineage: Eukaryota; Metazoa; Chordata; Mammalia; Rodentia; Muridae
Product: solute carrier organic anion transporter family member 1A5-like
Exons: 14
Coding region: 35-2047 (670 amino acids)
Biological process (GO): sodium-independent organic anion transport; transmembrane transport; bile acid and bile salt transport
Cellular component (GO): membrane
Molecular function (GO): protein binding; bile acid transmembrane transporter activity
Source: RefSeq, a predicted model, not a curated record